Messenger RNA from Myxocyprinus asiaticus (Chinese sucker), 6595 nucleotides. RefSeq names its product transcription factor TFIIIB component B'' homolog. Gene Ontology annotation, biological process: RNA polymerase III preinitiation complex assembly. Gene Ontology annotation, cellular component: transcription factor TFIIIB complex. The record is from RefSeq and is a predicted model, not a curated record. The transcript is spliced from 29 exons. NCBI's taxonomy places the organism in Eukaryota, Metazoa, Chordata, Actinopteri, Cypriniformes, Catostomidae. The coding region runs from base 158 to 5449 and encodes 1763 amino acids. Gene Ontology annotation, molecular function: TFIIIC-class transcription factor complex binding.
CCGCUAUAGCCUUUACAAUUAAACUACUCUCGCCUGGUACAGAGCUCCAAAUAAUGCCGGAAUUUCUGUUUGUGUUUUGGUCUCAGUGAUCCCGCCCACUGCCCAUUUCCCAAUAGUAUUUCGACACCAAGAGUUGCCAGAUCUGAAACAGAGAAAGAUGAUACGCAGAUCAAGAAUCAGCGUGCGGCCCAAUGUAAAGCCCGCAUGUCGAGGUCUGACAGCUUCUCGAGAUGUGUCUCUAGAUGACACUCAGCCUUCCCUGACCCCUGCUGAAUCCGCACCCCCUGAGGGGUCAGAGGUCAUGGCUGAGAAGGCCAAGACUGACCCCCCUAUAGCAUCAUCAGAGCAGACCAAUGAGGAAACAGCUCAGAGCAGUAGUCAUGGUAACCAGCCGGAGGCCGUUAGCCAUACAGAUGAUGCAGCAUCUAAAAGCAAUGAAUCCCAGGUUGCAACAAGCACUUCUGCGAUGUCUGGUCCACAGAGGAGGAAACGCUUCACUGCUCUUCCAAACCUGGCCAAACCAAGAGCCUCUUCAGCUUCCUCCAGGACUCCAAAGACUCCUCCCAAGUCCCCUGAAAAAUCUGUCACACCCAACAAACCUGAAACAUCUGCCCCGACCAUAGCAUCAGCUCUUCAUCCACCCGUAGACAGUGAACCUGCCCGCAGCCCCAGGGCACCUAGAAGACGGAGACCUUCUGGAGGAACCAAGCAGCCCAAAUCUCAGCCCUUACCUGCAGCCCCACCGCAGAACAUUCAAGAGACAGAGAUGCAAGAGAGUGGUGCCUCAGAGGAUACUGUUGUGCAGACUGUCCAGGAAGGGGUGUCCCUGAGUCCCCUUAAAACAUCCCAACCCGGGCCUGUUUUGGUUCAUAAAGACCCUCCAGGUUGUCCAGCCCCUCUUGCUGUAGAAGAUACAGCAGUACAAGAGGAGAGCAAUUCUGGGGUUGCCCCGGAGCAAACCCAACCUGAUCUGUUAAGCGAGAGAUUUAAAAAACGUAAAUCAUCUUCUAAGAUUCUCAGAUCUUUGAAAACUUUAAAUGACCCAGCGGACAUGAUCAGGUUGGCCAGAGCUCGGAAACUUCGAGAGCUUCUUAAAAAAGAGAUGAGCAGAAACAAGGAAGAAAAGAAGAAGCCCAAGAUGGGUAUCAAAGAACACAAGGCACCGAAGGAUCACACCAAAAUGACCAUGAGAGAACUCAUUUAUUAUCUGCCUGCUUCCAACCCAAUGAAACCUUUCACAGAAGAGGAGCAGAAAUCAUCAGAGAUAGUAUUACCAAACUCUCCUCCACUGAUUUCUUCUAAUACUUCAGAUGGUCCAUCGGUUCAAGAGGAGGUUGCUGGAGACGCUGGUCGUGAGGAAGUGGAGGAGACAGAAAGAGUGGAUGAAACUCAGCCAGAGGAGGAAGAGCCUCUGCUGGUGCCCAGGGUGAAAGUGGCAGAGGAUGGGUCUCUGAUUAUAGACGAAGAGAGUUUAACAGUCAAAGUGUUGAGGGCAAAAGGACCCAAUCCAGCAGAAGACAGGGACCCUAUAUUUGAACGUGGCUCCACCACCACCUACUCCAGCUUCAGGAAGGGAUCCUACACCAGACCCUGGUCCAGUGGAGAGACCGAAAUGUUUUAUUUGGCCAUCAGCAUGGUGGGGACAGACUUCUCCAUGAUUGGUCAAUUCUUUCCGCACAGAGCUCGCAUGGAGAUUAAGAACAAGUUCAAAAAAGAGGAGAGAAGUAACUCAUGGAGAAUCGACAAAGCUUUCAAGGAGAAGCGACGUUUGGAUCUAGAGUUCUUCAAAAACAUGAUGGAACAGAUCGUGAAAGUUGAGGAAGUGAAGAAAAAACAAAACAAAGCACUCACCAAGUUGGCCAAAGCACAAAGGACAACCCAAAGGAAACCAAGAGGGGCUAAAAGAAAGGAAAUGGACACUUCAGAGGAUUCUGACAGUGAUGUGGAGACAGGAGAAAAGGAGAAUGAAGACCUCUCAAAUGAUGGAGGAAGUGAUGGCACUCCAAAGAAACACAAGAGAAAUGAGGUGAAGUCUUUGAAGAGGAGGAUCAAAAGAACAAAUGGCGAGGCUCCAAUGGAUGAACCUGAGGACUUUGAAAAUGUGGUUUCUGAUGGUCUGUCACCAGAUGACAGGUUAAAGGAAUCUGACUUAUCAGAGUACAUAACCAAGAGUCCUGCCAUUAAACCGGCCCAGCUUAUGGGUCGACCCCAGAGACCCAUCCCAAACCUCAGCCGCAGGUGUGGGAACAGGCACUCUGAGGGAGGUGCCUCGGCCGGAGAGGAGAGUAGAAAGUCCCACAAGGUGAUCUCGUUACAAGAAAGGCAGAAGACACUGUCCACUCUUCUCCGUGAAUUGGAAGACUUGGAGGAAGAACCUGACCUCACUGCUGUACAAGAACAAAUUUUCAAUAAACCAACCAGGUCAGGAAGAAUCCCUAAACUCUCUCAGCAUGUGAUACAGGCAACAGCAGAGGAAGAAGACGAUGAAGAAGAACUCUCAGAUCUGCCUGUGUCUUCCAAAGUUCGUGGCCAAGGCCUACAGGCGCCCAGCAAGAGGGCCAAAUUAAAACAGGGGCCAAGCUUGAAAAAGGGCAUGCAGAGGAGGGGGAAAUCAAGACUGGUGACACUUCGGGCCUCUGGAACUGAAGAGGAUGAAGAGGAAGAAGACGGUGUUGUCCUGAGCCAGGAGGACUUUCCGUCAAACCCUGAAGAAGAAAACCAGGCAUUUGUGCCAAUGAGUUUACGCCAACUACCAGAAGUUAAUUCAGAGGUGGUAGAAACCAUGGAAGAGCUGGACAUCUCUGUCAAUGUGCCUGAUAUCCUGGGCACAUCGCAUAAUGCAUUGUGCCCUGAGUUGUCUUGUGAGCAGGCUGUAAUGCCUGCUGGUUCUGUCCCUUGUGAACAUCAACUGGAUCUGCUUAUUGAUGUCAUUGAGUUCCUUGAUCCAGAUCAUAUGGAAGUGUGUAAGGAGAUCAACAAUGAGGCAGCCCAAACUCUUUUAACCAUUGGGAACUCGGCUCAGAUCAUCCAGGCAGCAGAAACACCCUGCAUAGGUGAAAAUGAUAUAAUUGAGCAGUCAUCAAGCCUUGUCGAGAAGGAAGUCGCCAUCACAGACACAGUUGAUGAGCUUCGAGCUGAAGCCUUAGAAAUGAUGUCGGGUCCUUCUAUAAAUUGCGAAUCAGAGACAAAAUAUAAUCUUGACCUUUCCACCUGUGGGAAUAGUGUGCCAGAACCUUCUAGAGAGGACACUGUCCCAGUACAGGAGCCAAUCAAAUCACAGACAUCUGAUUCUCUUCCCGGUCCCUCUCAACAUGAGGAGCAGAACUCAGCUUGUUCCACCAGUGUUCCACCAUCUAGAAUGGGCCGUUUCUCUAAACCCAAACCCAAUAUUUGUCAAGGUUUGAGAAGCAGACGAGCACAACAGCUGCAGCAAGUCCCUCCAAAUCAUGUUACUGAUUCUUUGGAGAGCUCUAGUGGUCCAUCGUCCACAGAACAGAAUAAAAAUACAACAGAACUUUUUCAAGAAGAUUCUGGCCCUGUGGAUCACUCACCGCAAGACUCCUCUACUGUCUACCCUGAGGUAAUACAGCUGGGUACAUCAUCUAAAAUGAGAGAAGACAAUUGCAAUGUUGUCUCUGAAAGAGUGGCUGAAGAUGAUAAUGGAUCGGUCUCAUCUCUGAAGAGAAAGAGCGAUGAUAUAGUUAAUGAGGAAAGUGUGAAAAAAGAUAGAAAAGAACUAAAAGAGCCGAGGUCAGAACCACAGCUGACAAACAGUGUGAGUGGGUCUCAUGGCAUAUCAGAUGAGGCCUCUAAACCUGUCAGGAGGUUCCGUGGACCCAAACCUAAACCAAACCUGGCACGUACAUUCAGACCCAUUUGCACUCAGACCCAACGGAGCACACUGUCAACAAAAGCAGUCACAAAUGAGACGCCGCCUGUAGACUCUCCCGCGAGCACUUUCACUGACACUAAAAUCCAUGAAGAGGUUGCUGUGCUUAAUACAUCUGAUGUAUCCCAAAAUAAAGUUCAGCAAGAAAAAGAUGCACAGGAUGCUGAAUCUGUAGAGGAAAUCAAAGAUGUCCCUUUGCAAGUUGUUUCUGAAAGUGAGCCCAAACAGAAUGCUGUGGACAUGUCGGAGGAGAACACUAUAAGCACUCCUCAGGGAGUUCUUGAAAACACCCUAGUGAAACACUCUGGAUGUGUAUCGGUGGACACAUCUGCUGACCCCACUCCUGAUGAACCUCUCUUUACACUAUCUCUCACUGAAAUCCCACCCUCUUUUGAUGAGGAGGUGGGGUUAGGGACUGAGCCCCUCCCACCUACAGCAGUGCCCGAAUUACAUAGUGAUACUCGAAGCACUAAUGAGAUGGAGAAACAGAGCAUGGAAGCAUCUCAUCGUCUGAUCACAGAUGCUUUAGUUCCUGUGUCCGAGGAAGAGGAACAGGAAAUAGAGAGAAGAGGAGGUGGGGACGGAAACACAGUGUGGAAAGGAGAAUUAGUACGCAAGAUAACAUUGUCAAGAUCUCAUGGGAGUGUCAAAGCAAAGAGCCAAGCAGAUCAUCAUGUUGAAGUGUUGGAAAGUCCUUUGGCAGAACGGACUGAUGAGGAGAAGGAACAUGUGGAGAAGACAAGAAAACAUCCUGAGAGAUCUAGGAGAGCAAAGCUGCAAGUUAAACCCAAUCCGGUUUCAAGGAGAAACGCUCGAGGCACCCAUGCUAAAGAGGACACACCAGAACUGUCUUUAGAAAAGACUACCUCACUUCCCAUUUCAACACAAGAGACAAUAUCAGUGCCAGAUGAAACUGUACAAGCUGCCAUUUCAACAACAUCAGCCAUCCCCUCAGACAGAGAGACAGCCAGAGGUCUUUCAUUGCCCAGUUAUAAUCCAGCACUCCCAACACUGACUCUUCCUGAGUCUUCCUCAGAUCUUAUUGGUUCACCUCAGCUUGUCAGUCAAGAGAAUACCUCUAAAGAGUCUGCCCAGGAAGGCUCCUCCCAACUCAUCACAGGACAGGUGGACCUCCCGAGCAAAGGCACAGUUGAAUUAGCUGAGACAGAGGCUAGUGGGUUAGGAACGGACUCACAAAGUGUCAAUCAAAUCACUCCUGUUGCAACAACUGGGACACUUACAAGACCUGGUAGAAGACCAAAGGGCUUCCUGUCCUUCAUUUCCUCUAAGAACACUCAAGGGCCUCCAGCAGCUCUACGAGAGGCCAAGCCAGGCCCCCAGAAACCAGCAGUCAACAUUGCACACCCUGGGAGGAAACUGGUAGCGACCAGCCCUGUCACCACGGCAGCAAACCCUGGAGUACAACAACCCUCUCCAACUCCUACCUCGUCGACAACAUCUGCUAAAGAGCAGAACUUUCAGGAAGAACCCACCAGUGUCUCCAAGUACUUUUUCAGUGACAUUUUUACUGAGGUUGAUGAACUUGAAGACAUGGAUUGAGGCCAGAGGUUGAAAGAAGGAUGCAAACACAACCGACCAACUAACCAGUCAAAAAUAUCGUAAAAUAUUGUCUAUUGUCUUGAACUAUUAGAAGAUCCACAACCGAAGAGAUACAGCAAAAAUGCCUUGACACCUCAUGUCAAGGAUGAAACUUGUGGAGCACUGUCUAAACAUUAAUUGCGUCUUACAGAUUUCAUUUUACUACAUUUGAAUUUUUAAAGAAUAAAUAAUUUAAAGUACUGUGCAAAAGUCUUAGGCACAUAAGAUGUUUCACAAAAGCAUUUGUCUUAAGAUUGUUAUUUAUAUCUUCAGCUUUAGUGUGUCAAUAGGAAAUAUAAUUGUUAGACUCCCAAACAUUACUUUUGCAAAUAGAAAAGAUUAGAAUAGAAGAACAGGGAGCCCUGCAACAGAUGUCAUGGCCCCCACAAAGACCCCCACUGAACAUCGUGUCAGUCUGAGAUUACAUAAAGAGACAGAAGCAAUUGAGACAGCCUAAAUAGAAAUAAAAAGAACUGUGGCGAAUUCUCCAAGACGCUUGGAACAUCCUAUCUGCCAACAACCAAGAAAAACUGUGUCCAGGUGUACCUAGGAGAAUUGGUGCUGUUUUAAAGGCAAAGGUGGUCACACCGAAUAUUGAUUUAGCUUUUUUAUGUUUACUGGAUGUUGGAUGACAUUAAGUGAUAAAUGAAAACUAUUUAUGUCAUUAUUUUUGAAGAUAUCCUCACUAUGCAACAUUUUUCACAAGUGCCUAAAACUUUUGCACAGUACUGUAUAUUUUCAAAGUAAUAAUUCAAACUAUGGUAAAGCAUCACACUGCACCAAAUAUUUGGUUGCAAUAGGAUUUAUGUUUGAUCUCAGCAUAGCUGUGAAUUGUUUGACUGUUAGCAUAUAUUUUCUUUUUUAUUCAGCCACAAAUAAGCACCAAGUUCUCAUUAUUGGAAAUAGUGUCUAUAAACAGUUACUUAUGUACUUGUAAAUAUGUGAAUAAAAUAUGUUGUAAAUAUUGAAUUUAUUCAAUAUUUAUUUUUAUUUUUUUAUUUUUUUUUUCUGCCUUUUUAAACCCUCCACAAAUUGGUCCCAUUCACUUCUAUUGUAAAUGCAUCACUGUAACCUCGAUUUAUUUAUUUUUUUUAAUUAAAGGAAGGA